AUGAGUGCUAUUCCUCAAUCAACAACAUGUCACACAUAUGAAUUAGGCAGCGAUCAUCAAGUCAGCGUUUUGACUCAAAUAGCCGAAAUUGGAUCGGGUACAUUUACGUAUAUUGACGAGUUAAAUGCAGUAGGUGAUUCAUUUUCCCAUACACUAGGUAGUCUCUUCUCAUGUAUUGCACAAAAUAUUGAAGCCAAAAUUGAGCUAGAAAAUCCAUAUCAAAUUGUCAAAGUUCAUUCAAUUUUUCCUAGUUCACCUGUCCCAAGUUCGUGCGUCACCAUCAAAAUACAUGAUUUGAACGAAGAAGAGAAACGAAAUCUCGUAUUUGAAAUUCAUGUGGCAACCGUUAACGAGACAGAUGCAGAAAAAUCUCAAAUAGGGACGGCAUCAGUGAACUAUAUUGAUCCAUUAAGCCAAAAAAUAUUGUUCACUCAGUCUAUACCUUUGAGACUCAUACGCUCAAAAGUGAUAAAUGAUGAGAAACUACUCGAGGUCAACUAUGAUCUGGAUGUACAACGAAAUCGUAUCAUUGCUGCAAAUGGAAUGAAAGAAGCUACUGCGCAUGCAGAGAAUCACGACAUGGAUCAAGCUAAGGCUAUUUUACAAGCCGUCAUUGAUAAAAUAAGCGCAUCAAUAUCAUUGAACGAUACUUUAUGUCAAGGUCUUAUCAAUGAUUUGAACAAGGGUAUUGAAAAAUUCGAACAUGAUAAACAACAAUUCACUGCUUACAUGUACAAUAUGGAAAUACAAUAUCGAACGGAAAGGGGAACAUACAUGGCACCUAUGUUUACCAAUGCAAACAUGUAUAUUACAUCGAGCAAUUGA
This is a messenger RNA of Didymodactylos carnosus, 825 nucleotides long. NCBI's taxonomy places the organism in Eukaryota, Metazoa, Rotifera, Eurotatoria, Philodinida, Philodinidae. The record is from the annotation of a GenBank genome assembly.